CAGAGCGGGGCGAGGACGCGCAAGCAUCCCCAGCCCACCCGAUAUCAGGUGCCACACCAGGUACCUCGUGCACCGUGCCGACAUGGCCGGCAGCAGCACCGGAGACUCGCAGCUGGCGGCCGUGGAUGCCUUCUUCACUUUCAGGGUCGCCACCGCCCGGCUGCGCGAGCUGGUCGGCGAGUCCCCGCCAGCGCCAGAGGACAAUUCCAGCGGCCAUCCUCCUUUGCCGCGGGUAGCGGAGGUCGUCGCCGGUAGUUCCGCGCUCUUGCAUAUUCUCACUGGCGUUGUAUUUUCCGAUGUCCGCUUGGACUCCUCUUUAUCCUCCUCUUUCCUCUAUACUCCUCUCGCCCUCCCCUUCUUGCCUUCGCCCAGCCUCAUGUCUUCAGCCGCCGUGCCUGUCCGCGAGUUUGUGAUGUGCGCGUCUCGCCUGUGGUUCUGA
Messenger RNA from Prorocentrum cordatum, 439 nucleotides. Lineage: Eukaryota; Dinophyceae; Prorocentrales; Prorocentraceae. The record is from the annotation of a GenBank genome assembly.